UACUCGGUUAUACUAUGUAUUUAUUUUAGUUGCUCAUAAUAUAAACAAUUAACUAUUGCAAUUUGUAUUUUGUACCAGUUGCAGUAUAUUCAAAAAAAUUUUUGGUUAUAUCUGUUGCGCUCUGUGUUCAUUAUAAUUUAAAAUUAUAAAAGACAGCCUUACAAUUUCCCCUCAAAUUAUUAAAUAUAUCUAUAAUAAAUGAACAUGAACAUGAGAUCAUGUCAGAUUAUAAGAUUCUAUUCAUCCCAAAAAUCCAGGAGGAGGGUUGUUGUCACAGGACUGGGAGUAGUUUCCCCUUUGGGUUCAAGCAAGGAACUAGCAUGGCAAAAUUUAUUGAAAGGUCAUUCUGGUAUAGUUUCUUUGGGUGAUGAAUAUAACAAGUUGCCCUGUAGGGUGGCUGGUGUAGUGCCUAAGAAGGGAGAUAUUAUUUUAGAAAAAGCUUUAUCUAAAGCGAAUUUAAAGUCCAUGGCUCCUGCUACUUGUUUAGCUCUUGUUGCUUGUGCGGAAGCAUUGUCAGAUGCAAAGUGGUUGCCCCAAUCUGAAAAAGAUAGAGAAAAUACUGGAGUUGCUCUUGGAAUGGGAAUGAUUGAUCUAAAAGACGUCUGUGAUACUAAUAAUGCUCUACAGCUAGGGUAUAAUAAAGUGAGCCCAUUUUUUGUUCCUAGAAUAUUACCAAAUAUGGCUGCAGGUCAUGUUAGCAUAAAGUAUGGUUUAAGGGGUCCAAAUCAUGCAGUAUCAACUGCAUGUGCAACUGGGGCUCACUCUAUUGGUGAUGCUUUUAGAUUUAUUAGAAAUGGAGAUGUAGACGUAAUGGUAUGUGGAGGAGCAGAGUCAUGCAUUAGUCCUUUGGCCAUUGCAGGGUUUUGUCGUUUAAGAGCAUUAAGCACAUCAUUUAAUGAGCAACCCAAUAAAGCUUCAAGACCAUUUGACAAGGAUAGAGAUGGCUUUGUUAUGGGGGAAGGAGCAGCCAUAUUAAUUUUAGAAGAGUAUGAACAUGCAUUAAGGCGAAACGCUAAAAUGUAUGCUGAAAUUUUAGGUUAUGGGCUCUCAGGUGAUGCCUCUCAUAUAACUACACCAAGAGAAGAUGGAAGUGGUGCUAUACUUUCAAUGACUAGAGCUUUAAGAGAUGCAAAUAUUGAUAAAGAACAAGUGUCAUAUAUAAAUGCCCAUGCAACCUCCACACCUGUAGGAGAUAAUAUUGAAUCCACUGCUAUUAAAACUCUUUUUAAAAAUCAUGUAGAGAAUGUUUGCAUAUCAUCAACUAAAGGUGCUCAUGGUCAUUUAUUGGGUGCCGCUGGAAAUUUAGAGGCUCUUUUCACAAUUCUGUCUUGCUAUCAUAGUGUAAUGCCACCUACCAUAAACUUGGAGAAUCCCAUUGAUGACUUAAAUUAUGUAGCUCAUACCUCAAAAACAUGGAAUAGUGAAAAACGAGUUGCACUGAAAAAUUCAUUUGGCUUUGGGGGAACCAAUGCUACUUUGUGUAUAUCUAAUGUGAAUUAGGGAUUUUAAGAAUAAAACAUAAUACUUUAUUUAAUUAUAGUAUAUUUAAAACUGA
Messenger RNA from Zerene cesonia (dogface butterfly), 1555 nucleotides. RefSeq names its product 3-oxoacyl-[acyl-carrier-protein] synthase, mitochondrial. Gene Ontology annotation, molecular function: 3-oxoacyl-[acyl-carrier-protein] synthase activity. The record is from RefSeq and is a predicted model, not a curated record. Lineage: Eukaryota; Metazoa; Arthropoda; Insecta; Lepidoptera; Pieridae. Bases 199 to 1500 code for a protein of 433 amino acids. Gene Ontology annotation, biological process: fatty acid biosynthetic process. The transcript has a single exon.